Messenger RNA from Vicugna pacos (alpaca), 2662 nucleotides. RefSeq names its product Z-DNA binding protein 1 (gene ZBP1). The record is from RefSeq and is a predicted model, not a curated record. Gene Ontology annotation, cellular component: nucleus. Gene Ontology annotation, biological process: positive regulation of type I interferon-mediated signaling pathway. NCBI's taxonomy places the organism in Eukaryota, Metazoa, Chordata, Mammalia, Artiodactyla, Camelidae. Gene Ontology annotation, molecular function: double-stranded RNA adenosine deaminase activity; RNA binding; DNA binding.
ACACACAGAAGUUUCGUUUUCUUUUCUUCCAGAAUUCUGUAAGGUUGGGCUGGUCAGGGCUCUGCUUCCGGGGUGUGAGCAGCUGACAGCUGCCCGGGUGAAGCUGCAGUCGCUUCACAGCUGCCAGAAGCACCAGGCCAGGCCACUAAACAGCCUUCCACCGGGUCCACCUCUCAAGGCCACGGAGUCGGAGCCUGCCGCUGCCCUGCGUCUCCCGAGCUCCCAGCAGCUGCCAUCAGCAUGGCCGAGGCCCCCGCCGACCCCGGAGAGACAGACCUUGAGGAGAGGAUCCUGGAGAUGCUGAGAGACGCCGGCUCCCCUGUGAAGACUGCCCACCUGGUGAAGAAAUGCCAAGUGCCCAAGAAGAAACUCAACCAAGUUCUGCACCAAAUGAAGAAGGAGUCAAAAGGAGGACUCACCCUCUUGGGCCCCGCGCUGUGGUGCUUGGGCGACAGUGGGACCAGAGAAGUGGUUCCCACAGAGCCAGCAGAGAGGCCCCAGCAGGACACAGUUGCAGUCCCCAGGAAGCCUGGCGCGGAGCUCAGUGAACGGCAGGAAGAGAUCUACAGGUUUCUGGAAGCCCGUGGGCCGCAUAAGGCCCUGAUCAUCGCCCAGGCCCUGGGAAUGAAGACAGCCAAGGAAGUCAACCCAGACUUGUAUGCGCUGAGGAACAAGCACCUCCUGCAUUUAGACGAGAAAUCACACUCAUGGGCGGUUUAUCAACCAGAGGGUCCUAGACAUCAGCCCACUGCUGUCAUUUACCAGCAGAAUCCCAUCAACAUGAUCUGUCAGAAAGGGCCCAACAGCCACAUCUCCAUUCAGAACUCUGAAGGCAUCCAGAUCGGACAUGGGAACACCAUAGUGACGGCACCUGGGGAGGAUGGCUCCACGGCUCCGCUUUACCUCCCUCCAAGGGCGCCAACUGAUCCCUCAACUCAGGGUCCCCUGGCUGGAUCCUUGGGGCCCCAGGACAUCCGCAUGGAGGAGUCUGUGCUCAGACGUGUACAGAUGGGACACGGCAACCAAAUGAGCCUUCACAGCCACCCGGCCGAGAGCCCCGCCCACAGCGCCUGCGGGAGCCCCCCAGUUUCUGUCCCGACGGCCGGCCCAGAAGCUUCCAUUGAAAUUCAGAUCCCUGAACCAGGAGCUCAGACCGAGGGGGUCAUGGCCCAGAGAGUCCACAUUCACGCGUGCUUCCUUGAGGACACCACGGUUGGCAACCACAACAGAAUGACCAUCAGCCCAGGGGCAGGCGGCCACGGAGGAGUCGCAGGGCCUGAGGAGGGCAGGAGGGGCCCUGGGGAGCCAGGAGAGGGCGCAGACCCUCCCUCCAGAGCCGAACGACUGACAACCGAGCUCCCUCCUGACAGUGGUCAAGCUGCCCCCAUCCAUGAUGAGACACUCAUCUCCCAGCUCGAAGCCAUGACUCUCAAAAGCAGGGGCCCCAGGACCCCGGAAGACGGCCCCUGAGUGCACAGAACUGCAGACGCGGGGUCCCCAGGGAGGUGGAUCCAGUGGCAUUUCCAGGACCAGGAAGUUGGGUGGGGACAGGGGUGCCUGGGAAGGGAUGCUGGGGAAAGGUGGAAAAGGAUAGACAAGGGUGGCCAUCAGCCAGGCAAGGCCGCUGUGGAACAGAACUCAUGUCCCCCACGUGCACACACAGAGGCACCUGCCACUCAGUGUCCACAUACCGGUUCUCCCAGUGCCACGCCCAUACCUCAGGUGGGCCUUUCUCUCACUCCACUGUGUCUCCUCCCCUGGACCAAAGACGUUCAAUGCCCAGGAGCCAUGUCCCCCCAGGACUAGUGUCUGCUGGGGGAAAGGAGGGCCUCAGUGAAGAAUAUCAUUGAACACAUUUUUAUCUCCUUUUCCAGCUCAGCUGUGAGGGUCUUGAGGCAUAUGCCCUGACGUGUUGGUCAGUGCCUGGACCAACACACAACACUUACAGUAUGUCCCUUAAAUGGGAAUCCUUAUGCAUUGUUUGAGCUCCUGGAUCCAGUCAUUCCUGAAGCAGGAUUUAUUGCUGCACUUGUCCAUUAGGUGAGUCAUUUGGUUGUAGAUGACAGAAAGCUGGGAACUGAUUAGCACAACAAGGAGUGUAUUGGCUCUUCUGGUGUAGACAACUCCAAGCAUAAAUCAUGCUUCGGGAAUGCCUGGAUCCAGGAUCUCAGACAACGUCUUAGGACUUAGCCUCCUCUCUCCAUCUCUCUGCUUUCCUUUGUAUUGGCAAAGAUGGCUCAGAGUCUCCGGGCUCCCAUGCCACCAGUGUAGCUGCACAGAGGAAGGAGAGCACCUCUUCCUAAUCGCGCAAGUCAUGUUGGAUGGCUUUGGUCAUGUGCCCGUCCCUCAAAUGAUCAUUGGUCAGAGCGACAGAAUGCUGUGAAUGGCCAACGGGUGCCACAUGAUCUAUCCCUGGAAUCAGGAGGAAGGUCAGUCACGACCAGUCACAUGGCUUCAGGGGGAAGGAUGGCCAUUCUCUAAAGUUACCAGAAAAGGGCUGCCUCGAGGCAGGCAAGAACCUCAGAAGUCGGCUUCGUCUCCCCCAGGAUCUGGCAGUGAGCUCACUAGGCACAGAGGCCCUGACUUUCAUUCUGGAGCCCUCAAUGUGUGCUGGACAGGCCCCUCUGCCGACCUCUUCUGAAGGACCCUGCCCUCAGGCUAC